UUUAGACUGCCUUUUCAGCGAGAGUAGAAAAUUUUUCGAGUUUUCUGCUGUUGUAUGACAUUAGAAGAUCCAAAGUAUUGUAAAAUUUUUGUUUUGUUUAAAACAGUUCACAUUGUUGUGUCAACGAGUGAUAACAGUUUUAUUAAACAUGAGUGGAGGAGUUUAUGGAGGAGACGAAGUUGGAGCACUGGUUUUCGACAUCGGUCAUUAUGCAUUACGAGCCGGUUAUGCAGGAGAAGAUUCUCCUAAAGCUCAAAUUCCCUCUGUAGUUGGGGUACUAGAAAAGGCUGCAUCUGUUGAAAUGAUGGAUGUAGACAGAAUCAAAGAAGCUGCACCAGCUUCUGAAAAGAAAUACUUCAUUGAUACAGUUGCAUUAAAUGUCGCCAAACAAGACUUGGAAAUUGUCGGAUACCUGAAGGAUGGUAUGAUUGAAGAUUGGGAUGUUUUUGAAAAAAUUCUCAACUAUACAUAUGCCAAAUGCAUAAAGUCUGAAUCAGAGUUUCACCCUGUUUUAAUGUCUGAAGCACCAUGGAACACUAGAGCAAAACGAGAAAAACUAACAGAAAUCAUGUUUGAGAAGUAUAAUGUACCAGCAUUCUACCUUGUAAAAAAUGCAGUACUUGCUGCAUUUGCAAAUGGAAGAAGUACCGGAAUUGUCGUUGACAGUGGUGCUACUCACACUUCUGCUGUACCAGUCUAUGAUGGUUAUGUUCUUUCUCAAGGGAUUGUUAAAUCUCCAUUGGGUGGAGAUUUUCUUACAAUGCAAUGCAAACAGCUUCUGGAAAGCAAAGACAUUGAAGUAGUACCUCCUUAUAUGAUUGCCGCCAAAGAAGCUGUCAAAGAUUUUGAAAAGCCCAAGUGGACGCGCAAAAGUAACUUGCCAGAGGUCACUAAAUCAUGGCAUAAUUAUAUGAUGAAGGAAGUUAUACGAGAUUUUCAAGCCAGUGUUCUUCAAGUUGCCGAUGCACCGUAUGACGAAGAUACGGUAUCAACGAUCCCAAUGGUCCAUUACGAAUUUCCGAACGGAUAUCACCAGGAUUUCGGAUGCGAGCGUUUUAAGAUACCCGAAGCUUUAUUUGAUCCUAGUUCAAUCAAAGGCAUAGGUAACACAAUGCUUGGAGUAGGUCAUGUAGUCACUACCAGUGUUGGCAUGUGUGACAUUGACCUUAGACCGAGCUUGUAUGGAAACGUUAUCGUCACCGGUGGAAAUUCUUUGCUAUUAGGAUUUUCUGAUCGACUGAACAGAGACUUAUCAGCCAAAACACCGCAGAGUAUGAGGUUAAAAAUCAUCAGUGCUAGUGGAUCGGGCGAGCGUAGAUUUGGCGCUUGGAUCGGAGGUUCAAUUUUGGCGUCCUUGGGAUCCUUUCAACAAAUGUGGAUCUCUAAGCAAGAAUACGAAGAAGGCGGCAAGACACAAGUGGAGCGUAAAUGUCCAUGAAAUUAGCACCAUGAUCAUUAUCUGCUGUAUUUGGAGUACACAAACAUGCCCUUUCCCAAUGUGUAACACAUAAUUCAUGAUUAAAUGUAGCCUCACGGAUACGUUGGCAGUCGAUCGCAUGUCGCUAUGAUCUAUCAUCAUAUAAAUUAACAUUUUUCAACAA
Daphnia magna is the source of this 1601-nucleotide messenger RNA. RefSeq names its product actin-like protein 6B (gene Bap55). Gene Ontology annotation, cellular component: SWI/SNF complex; NuA4 histone acetyltransferase complex. Gene Ontology annotation, molecular function: chromatin binding. The transcript has 9 exons. Gene Ontology annotation, biological process: regulation of transcription by RNA polymerase II; nervous system development. The coding region runs from base 149 to 1438 and encodes 429 amino acids. The record is from RefSeq and is a predicted model, not a curated record. NCBI's taxonomy places the organism in Eukaryota, Metazoa, Arthropoda, Branchiopoda, Diplostraca, Daphniidae.